Closterium sp. NIES-67 is the source of this 1255-nucleotide messenger RNA. NCBI's taxonomy places the organism in Eukaryota, Viridiplantae, Streptophyta, Zygnematophyceae, Desmidiales, Closteriaceae. The record is from the annotation of a GenBank genome assembly.
GUGGGCACAGCACACCCCUUCAACUCUUAUCUGCGCUGCUCGCCUUCCGCUCGAGAACUGCUUGCACGCGACGGUCAUUGCGGCCAUUUCGCGGAAAGCGACGACCCAGUGGCUGCUGGCUGUUGGGAGGCUCUGGAAGGCACACCAGGAGCGACUGCGGCAGCAGGCUUUCCGAAGGGGGCGGUGAUCGAGGCUCGAUCCGCGGCAUUUGUGCACGCUAGGCGUGUUGCGAUACUAGGCUACUGCUAGGGAAGCGGUGCGGGGGAGCGAGGUGGAGCGGAGCGCAUGGAGAGGCCGGCGGAGGAGGUGGGGGGGGCGAUCCACCGCAUCGUGCAGAACGCGGAUUUGGCGCUGCAGGCCGCCACGAUCCGCCGCGUGUUCUCCCCGGGCGCCGUGCUGCAGCAGCCGCUGCUCGCGUGCCACUCCGCGCAGACCAUCGAGCACCUCUUCUGGCUGCGCAGCGUCACGGCCAUCUAUUGGUACUUCACUGUCGCUGAUGUCAUCUACGACGUCACCCGCCCGGACCGCCUGGUGGUGCGCGGCAGCCUGUGCGUGCGGCCAUGGCUGGCACCGCUGACCACGCGGCAGCUGCACAUGGUGGCGGUGCUGCGCCUCGAGCGACACGAGGAGCCACUCGCCUGGGGCGACGGCAGCAACGCCGCAGCAGCAGCCGCGGCGUCUAAGCCUGGCAGGGCGGCGGCAGAGGGUGGCAGCGGCACUGGCGGUGGUGCCGGUAAUGUUAGUGGCAGUGGCAGCGGCGGCAGGGCGGUAUGGCGCAUCGCGGAGCAGAGCAACUUCUUCCAGGUGGACCCGCUCGUGGCCGAGCUGCCCGUCAUCGGCGCGCUCUACGCGUGGUCCGCACGCCUCGCCCUGCUGCCCACGGUGUUGUCGCGCGCUAUGGGGGCCGCCAACUCAGUGUACCGCGUGGGGCUGCCGGGGUUCUGGCUGGCGUCCAGUGUGCUGUCGGCUGCCAGACAGGCUGUGACAAGCAUCCUGCACGUGGUGUUCUGGGUGCCCAAGCACUGGUAGCAUGGGUAGCCCGGCCCUCACCCACCUGAUUCUUUGUACAGCAACCCAACCUGCUUCUGAUGUGCAUAUUAUGAUAUCCAUAUGUGUGUGCCGUCUUUAGAAGAGGCUCUGCAGUUGGAGGAGGUUGUGCAUCCCAACAGGACCAAGUGCUUCAAGAGAGCCAAGCAAGCACAACGCAUAUGUUCAAAUUAUAUAAGUUAUAAUUUAAUAUAGGCUUGGUAGGUUG